This is a messenger RNA of Passer montanus (Eurasian tree sparrow), 2766 nucleotides long. RefSeq names its product protein-glucosylgalactosylhydroxylysine glucosidase (gene PGGHG). The record is from RefSeq and is a predicted model, not a curated record. Gene Ontology annotation, biological process: carbohydrate metabolic process. NCBI's taxonomy places the organism in Eukaryota, Metazoa, Chordata, Aves, Passeriformes, Passeridae. The transcript is spliced from 14 exons. Gene Ontology annotation, molecular function: catalytic activity. Bases 161 to 2239 code for a protein of 692 amino acids.
UUUUAAGGAGACGACCAGAAAAAAAAGCGAUUUCCUUCCUUCUUUCUCGGUUGGGGAACUUCCGUCCUUCCCUGGAGCAGCCUCUCCGCCUGCACAGGCUCAGCCUCGGGACAGAAGCUUCCAUCCCAUCCCUGCGGCCCCGCAGGUGGGGCUGGCGGCGAUGGCCGAUGGCGAGGGUGGCCUCGGUGUGUUCACGGCCACCGCCCUGCCCGAGGACCCGCGGCUGCUGCCCACGGUCACCAACGCCUUCCUGGGCACCCGCGUGUUCCGGGACAUCCUGCACGCCGCCGGCGUGUACAGCGGGGCGGCGGGGGACACGCACCGCGCCGAUGUCCCCAGCCCGCUGGGGCUGCGCAUGGCAGCGCCCGGCGCCCGCAGCCCGGCCCAGAGCUUCACCCUCAACACCUGGACAGGGACCUUCAGCCACACGAUUCGGGCCCCUGGCUACACGGCCACCCACCAGCUGUACGCCCACCACUCCCUGGUGCACCUGAUGGCCUGCAGCGUCACCAUCCGGCGCCUGGAUGGCUCCACACAUCCCGUCACCGUCCAGCUCCAGAGCCUGUUCGUGCCGCAGAGCCAGGACCUGCACUUGAUCCCAGGCCCAGACUUCCAGGGAGCGCACUACAUCUACGGGCAGACGCUGGUUCCCGAGGUGGAGGGGGGCCCCCGUCCCACCGUGCACAUGCUGUGGACCCCCAUCCCGCAGCGGCUGACGCUGUGCGGGGGGCAGCGGCGGCGGCGCUGGCAGUUCCUGGCGGCGGUGGCGGGCAGCGAGGAGGAGGCGAAGCGCAGCUACAGCGCGGGGCUGGCGCUGCUGGCCGCGGGCUCGCUGCACCGCUCGCACGUCCGCGCCUGGGCCGCGCUGCGCCGGCAGUGCUCCGUGCGCCUGGACGGGCCCGCGGCGCUGCGCCAGGCGCUGCACGGCUGCCUCCACUACCUGCUGAGCGCCCUGCCGCCCCGCCGCGGCCCCGCGGGCCCCUUCCACGGCAUCAGCCCCGGCGGCUUGGCCAACGGCACCCGCGGCGAGGACUACUGGGGACACGUCUUCUGGGACCAGGACACCUGGAUGUUCCCGAGCAUCCUGCUGCUCCACCCGGAGGCGGCCCGCGCCAUCCUGCACUACCGCGUCCGCACGCUGGAGGGCGCCAGGCGCAACGCGCGGGAGCAGGGCUACGAGGGAGCGAAGUUCCCGUGGGAGAGCGCAGCCACUGGCCGGGAGGUGUGUCCUGAGGAGAUCUACGGGGCCCAGGAAAUCCACGUCACCGGGGAUGUGCUGAUGGCCUUCGAGCAGUAUUACUGCACCACGCAGGACCUGAAGCUGUUCCGGGAGGAGGGGGGCUGGGAGCUGGUGGAAGCCGUGGCUCAGUACUGGUGCAGCAGGAUGGUGUGGAGUGAGGAGGAGCAGCUCUACCACAUCAGAGGUGUCAUGCCCCCAGACGAGUACCACAGCCAUGUGGAUAACUCUGCUUACACCAACGCCGUGGCCCGGCGCAGCUUAAAUUUUGCCACUGACUUGGCUCGGGACCUGCUGCUCCCAGCGCCAGAGGAGUGGGAGGACCGUGCCAGGAAAAUCAAAGUGCCCUUUGAUGAGGAGAGGAAAUAUCACCCUGAGUACGAUGGCUACAGCCCAGGUGAGCCAGUGAAACAGGCGGAUGUGGUGCUGCUGGGGUUCCCACUGAUGCAUCCCAUGAGUGCCGAGGUCCGCAGGAACGACCUGGAGAUGUACGAGCCCGUCACCGACCCGGCCGGGCCAGCCAUGACCUGGAGCAUGUUUGCCGUGGGCUGGCUGGAGCUGAAGGAGCUGCAGAGAGCCCGGAGCCAGCUGGAAAAGUGCUUCAGCAACAUCACGGAGCCUUUCAAGGUCUGGGUGGAGAACUCGGAUGGGUCUGGAGCUGUGAACUUCCUGACAGGGAUGGGUGGAUUCCUGCAGGUCAUCCUCUUUGGCUUCACGGGGUUCAGGAUCACAAGGUCUCGCCUCCUCUUCGAUCCCGCCUUUCCCGAUGGUAUCACCAAGCUGGAAGUCUCCAGCAUCUCCUACUUGGGCAACAAACUGGAGGUCAGCAUCACCGGGGAGGAGAUCAGGAUGGAAGUGACUGAGACCUCCCGGGACCCUCCGGCGUCUCCGCUGGAAGCUGUGCUGGCGUCGGGACAGCGCUUUCCCCUGGGGGAAGGCCAGAGUGUCUCCUUCCCCACAGCCCCCGGGUGGAUCCAGAGGUCGCCCAGCAGGAUCCCCUAAAGCCUGACUGAUCCGGGUGCUGCCCUCCAGAGCAGCAGAGCCGGGAUGCUGCUGCAGGGGGAAGGGAACACUGGGUGGAAAGGGGGUGCCAGGCUGUGCCAGGAGGCCUUUGCCGCCCAGGACUGUGUGUGCCACCUGUCCUUGUGGCCCCAGGGGGUCAGUGGCUGGAGCUGUCACCACAUCUGGGCCCCCCACUCCCCUCCACACAUCUCUUACUCAGCACACAAGAGGAAACCAAGCCUGAAAAUGACCAUUUCAAUUGUGUUUGCUGAACACCCACGAGUUGUUUAUGCUCUCAACAUGUUUGUGUGUCUAAGGAAGCCCAUUCCUCACUCCAGGAUCCUGACUCCAGCUCCUCCAGCAUGUCCUGCCCCUGGUCCUUGCCUUCCCCAUGUGUUGCUCCGUGGGCUCAAAGGGCUGUGGAGGCUCAGCCAGUGCUGUUUCACCAGAUGAAUGAUGUUUUGGCACUAAAUAUUACUCCAAAAUAUGCAGCUGAAAGCCUUUUAACCCCGUGUGGGCAGCACACA